CUAGCUGGCUUGCCUUUUGCAAUUCUCAAUUCAAGACGUAUUCCCUUCCAAAGAGGAGUUUUCUGUAGUGAUGAAUCCAUCCGGUAUCCAUACAAAGAGGACACCAUUUCUUAUAAGUUGUUAGCAGGAAUAAUUGUUCCUUUCAGUAUAAUUGUUAUAAUCCUAGGAGAGACCCUCUCUGUCUUUUAUAAUCAUUUGCACUCAAAUUCAUUUGUCAGAAAUAACUACAUAGCCACUAUUUACAAAGCCAUUGGGACCUUCAUUUUUGGAGCAGCUGCCAGCCAGUCGUUGACAGACAUUGCCAAGUACUCCAUUGGGAGACUGCGUCCUCACUUCCUCGCUGUGUGCCAGCCUGACUGGACACGGAUCAACUGCAGUCUAGGUUACAUUGAGAACUUCUCUUGUCAAGGAGACAAAGGAAAGAUCAAUGAGGGAAGACUGUCGUUUUACUCUGGCCAUUCUUCAUUCUCCAUGUACUGCAUGCUGUUCCUAGCACUUUACCUUCAGGCCAGAAUGAAAGGGGACUGGGCAAGACUUGUACGUCCUACUAUACAAUUUGGUCUCAUUUCUGCAUCCAUCUAUGUGGGUCUCUCACGUGUUUCUGAUUACAAGCAUCACUGGAGUGAUGUUUUAACAGGACUCAUUCAGGGAGCAGUGGUGGCUGUGCUCAUUGUUGUGUACGUGUCUGACUUCUUCAAAGUGAGAGGAUGCACAUUUCAACCAAAAGAAGAUUCCCAUACAACCCUGCAUGAGACUCCAACAAAUGGAAACCACUUUGGCAGCAAUCAUCAACCAUGAAGAAUGACUCACCUCACCUGUCUUGCUCUCUGGAAGAGAAACAAUUUCACAAGUCUAACUAUGUAAUAUAAGUAAAUGCCUUUAAGAGACUGCUGCUGCUCUUGUAUGCUCACUUUACCUGUAUAUAGUAACAGCUACCACAGUUAUUGUAUAGCUAAAUGUUUAAUUUUGUUGGUUCAAGCUCUUGCUUAAAACAAAAAAAGUUAUUCAAAUUGUAAAUUUUUAUUGAAAACAUGGUAACAGUUAUAUUACAUACACUGCUGUUUGUACAUGCCUUGUUGAAACAACUGUGGUUUAAAUACACACCAUUAAAGG
Messenger RNA from Chaetura pelagica (chimney swift), 1113 nucleotides. It is a transcript of the gene PLPP1, whose product is annotated as phosphatidic acid phosphatase type 2A. NCBI's taxonomy places the organism in Eukaryota, Metazoa, Chordata, Aves, Apodiformes, Apodidae. The annotation marks the transcript as partial. Gene Ontology annotation, molecular function: phosphatidate phosphatase activity. Gene Ontology annotation, biological process: phospholipid metabolic process; signal transduction; phospholipid dephosphorylation. The record is from RefSeq and is a predicted model, not a curated record. The transcript has 5 exons.